Molecule: messenger RNA, 2333 nt
Organism: Sus scrofa (pig)
Lineage: Eukaryota; Metazoa; Chordata; Mammalia; Artiodactyla; Suidae
Source: RefSeq, a predicted model, not a curated record
UAGAAUGAAGAAAACUGCCAAGAUUCUAAUAAGCUGGGAAUUUUUUUUAUUAUCCCUACUGAAAAAGUGAGAAUUUCCUCUCAGAAAAAAAGGACUUACUGAUAUCUCUGCUACCUAAUUACUUCCUAUAGCUACAUGCACUGCUAAAAUUGCCAUUAAUUUGUUUUAGACAUUUAAAUGCUAUGAAUCUCAAAAGAAGAUGCUUCAUAUCAAAAAGACAAUGUUACCUACUUGAGAGACAGGCAAGUUGAAUCCGAUUCUAAUAACCUGAGGCUCCUGGAUCUGCCCCCAAUGAUACUAAACCGAUAAAGUACGAGGCAGACAUUACUAUGUCUGUUUCAAGUGACACUAGCUAAAUCUUGGAAGGCACAUCUUUUGUAAACAAAACAUGGUAAAUCCUAAGUUCCUUGCAACUGAAAUAAUUGGCUGUGAAUGUUGGUUUCAUAAUCAAUGAAGACUCUAUUGUCUUUUCAUCUAUAAUCAAUCCUAUAACUUGGUGCCUAAUCAGAGCAUAGAAACAAUCUCCAAGGAGAGCCAGUGACAGUGGCCCUGUGGUUGAUGCAACAAUCACCAUGAUGACCAAUGCUUCAAUCACUAUAAUGAACACCACUCUCCUGCCCAGGGAUACCACUGGGCCCAAGAAACACCUUAGAUGUGCAUGGUGCCACUUUGUCCCAUGGCUGAAGAUGGUUUUCAGAAAAUUUAUUCUCAACCUCCAACAGAAAGCACUAAGACAACAACUGAAACAACCAUUUUCUUUGGGGCUGACAACACUAUUCCUAAAUCAGAAUCAACUAUUACUUCAGAAGGAGACCACAUUACUUCGGUAAAUGACUAUAUGCUAGAAAGUGAUUUUUCAACAACUACAAGCAAUAAGCUUACAUCUCCAAAGGAAAGACUAACAUCAGAAGAUGAUGUUGAAUCCCAUCUGGAGAAAGAACUUGCCACUCUGAUGGACACUAAAAACCCAAUGGCUAAUGAGUCUAUUACUGAAAACUUCAUGCCAGUGAAAACUGGUAACAUCUCACCACCAGCUGAGGUUUCUUUAAUAGAUUUUUCCACUGAUGUGGCAAAAGAAGCUAUUCUCGUGGAUACCACUGAGCCAGGGGAUGAAGAUGUUUCACUGACUUUUGAAGUCUCUGGCACACUGAAGGAAAGCACGGCCAGCAUUGCCGACACCCCUGCCCUUCCAGCUAAAAUGGGUGAACCUGAUGGUAACAAUUAUAGUUCCCUGGUUAAGUCCAAUGUCACUGCUGAUGACACUGUCCAGAUCACUGAAUCCUCUAUCCCUGAGGCUAAAAUCUCUCCAGCUACUGAAAAAAACUCCACUAUUCCAGAUAUAAUCGCCCUUCCAGAAGAGACAAUAACUGAAAUUGAUUUAAUUCUUCCAGAGGAUGGCCCCAAUGCCAGGGCUGAUUCUGAUGAGGAAAAGUUCAUCACUGUGUUUGAACUCACUACCACCAUUGAAAGAGACAAUGAUAACCCAGAAGAUAUUCUGCUAACUGAUGAAGAGUCUACAGAUGGAGUCAAUACUUGGAUGGGGAGAGAUAAGGCAAAGGAAGCAGAAAACCAUCCUGUUUUACUUACUGCUGUUGAAUCCAGAUAUGACUUCGUUGUCCCUGUAUCAGUAGCUAUGAAUCUCAUGGAUUCUCAUGAAUUCAUAGCAGAUUCAGCUGCUAUGACAAAAGAUGAUUUGUCGGAAAAUAAUAGAAUGGAAUCUCUAAGUAAGGACACCGAAGCAUUGUCAGGAACUACCCCUGAUCCAGAUACCCUAAACCAUAAGGAAGAUGCCUUCACAACUGAAAUGGGUGUCUUUAAACUACUGAAAGAAGAACCAGAUGAGUUCCUGAUUUGAAAGCAACAGAAGGAAUACCACAGGAUCUGUGCAAUAGCCUAGACAGGUAGUUUUAACAACUAAGAUGGUUGUCCAGCAAGCAAAAAUCUUAAUAAAUUAAAGAAUGUGAGCAUUUAAGGCAAGUACGAAACUUACAAAAUGCAGAUGUUUAAGAAUAGUGGUCAUGCAGCAGAAUAUACUUAUGGAAACUUUAAAAAUUCAGCAAUACAAGAAUUCCCCGUCACAAGUUUAACUGAGUUAUCUGGUGGUUCCUUAUUCUAAUACAAAAUCUUUAAUCCAAGCCUUCAGGGACAUUCAGAGAGACCUAUAAAGAAAUCUCACUCCCUGCUGCAUUUAAUCACAUAUGUCAUUUUAGUUAAUCCUUAAUAGCAUAUAAUUUAGUGUGAAUUAAAGAGACAAAGAGAAUCAAAUUAACAACAUAUCUCAAAAACAAUUGUAGUGUUAAAAGACCAUAACUGAUUAUUCUAAACCUAUUUUA